Messenger RNA from Numida meleagris (helmeted guineafowl), 5589 nucleotides. It is a transcript of the gene COMMD6, whose product is annotated as COMM domain containing 6. Gene Ontology annotation, molecular function: NF-kappaB binding. Lineage: Eukaryota; Metazoa; Chordata; Aves; Galliformes; Numididae. Bases 79 to 702 code for a protein of 207 amino acids. The transcript has 7 exons. The record is from RefSeq and is a predicted model, not a curated record.
GCCGCCGUCUCUCUCGGAGCCAAUCAGAGCGCCGAGCGCUGUGUGGCGGAAGUAGGCUGCCGUCGGCGGCGCCGCGCCAUGGCUGCCGGUUCUGUGGUGAUGCUGACGCGAGCCUUGGAGGCGCUGGAUGUUGGCGGUGCAGCGGAUAAGAUUAAUUUGAUACCUCAAGACUUCUUUGCAGAACUAUGUGAGCAGAUAAUUCAACAUCUGAACCAUAAGAUCCCAGGUGUAAAUACAGUUGAACUGUGUCAAAGAUUGCAGACAUCUGGGAUUGAGGUUAAUGUUGGUGACCUGGCAAAAAUAACUAACAUUGUUUCCUUUUCGUUUAGCACAGCAGCCAGGAACAAUCUCUCUGCGGAGGAGCUCAUCACUGCCUUGGGCAGCACAGUCAACAAGCUGCCUAAGCAUGCAAUACAAGUUAUUCGUCAUGUAUGGAAUGAGCAGGGCAAAUCUGUUGGUAUGUCAGAAGAUAAAGGAAGUAUGACCACAGUGGGCCAGUUUGUAGAUAUUAAAUGGAAACUGGGAGUUGCAAUGAGCUCUGACACCUGCAGGUCUCUGAAGUAUCCUUACGUUACGGUGACUCUGAAAAUAGCAGACCCUUCAGGACAAAUAACCAACAAAUGUUUUGAAAUGACAGUCCCACAGUUCCAGAACUUCUUCAGACAGUUCAAGGAAAUGGCAGCUGUUCUUGAAACAGUUUGAACAGAACUGUUAUUUAUCCUGAAGUUCCUGACAGGCUUGUAUCAAGUAAACUUUCUGUUCUGCACAGGGAAUGUAGUGCCAUUGUUCAGCAAGGUAUGUAUCCGUAUCCUCUUGACAGGUAUUUGUCACAGUCAUCCGUACGUAGCUGAGAGGAUUUCUUCACUUUUGAAUACUUGAAGCCAGUUCUGUGUGUACAAGUGGUCAGCACUGAUAAAUGAAAGAUCAGGAUCUCAACAGAAACAUGUCACUGUAGACUUUACACUCUCCAAGAGUGAAAAACUACAUUUGAGAAACGACACAUUCAGCUCUGGAGUACAGAAAGAUGUGAAAAUGUUAAUUUGACUGAGGGGGUACUAAGAGAAGUGUAAAUCCCAUGUUAGCGGUUUGGUCUGUAAAACUGAGAUGUGCCUGGAGUCAACAGCAAUAUUAACUGUACGGAGUAUGUGGAAAUCACACAUAGCAAGCAUACGAUUAUUCUUGAGGAACAGCACUGUCAAGUAGUUGGUUGCAGGUAUUUGCAGACCAGGCUUUCAGUAUCCUUUGAAAUGGAACGUGCACUUGUCCUAAUGGCUUGAUUAUUUUGAAUGCUUAUUUCUCAGCUCCCAGACUUCUGAAAACUGAGGUUAAUGCAUUAAAUUUCUCUGGAGAGCUAUUUUUUGCUCUGAAAUGAAGCCCGGAGGUUAGAUUUAAAUAGAGGAAGAAAGGUGAAUUUAAUUCCGGAGCAUUUUAAUGUGUUUUUCCCUUUGUAUUUAAUCCAAGUCUAAUCUGUGGCACUCUGCUUGAUGAUUUCCUUAGCAGUCUGCUUUCUGAUUAAAUUAAAAUAUUGAUGUAACUGCCUCACUCUGUGCUCUGAACUAGAAAAACUGAGAAGAGGCUUAAAACUUCAGGCUAGUGCAUUAGGCAAACACAGCAGAGAAAUGACCAUCCUAAAAGUCUGCAAGACUUCCCGGCUUGUUGUGUUGUUUGGCAGGAGCCUAGUGGACUGUUGCUUUCCCACUCACAGAAAAUGACCUAGCCAGUAAAAUUUUGACUGUGAUUCUGAAGGCAAAUGGGGACAUUUUCAAAGAGAGAGUGAUAAAUAGAGUGGGCUUGCAUACUCUUAAUUUCUUUUUUUUCUUGUGUCUUAUCUAAAAACUAGAAAUAUGACCGUGUUUAAAAAACACUACUGUUGCAUUUCAAGACUUGCUGGUGAUGUAGUAAGGCAGAUAAAUCUAAGAGAGACAGUUCACACUGAUAAGCAGCUGGAAUUUAUGUUGUGGCUUCAGAAUGGUAGAGACUAAGAACCAGUUUUGUUGGGACAGAUCCUUACGUAAGAACAUCUACCUUUCUAAUGCACAUAAAUAGUUCAUUAACUUUUUUUUAGAAGCUGGCUGGAUGUCAGUGGUGCAAGUUUUGCCUGCCUUUGUCUCAUGAAAAUGGACUGCAACACAGAGCAUACCGCAAUCCUUCCUAUAGAGAUAUACCCCUAUAUAAGCAUUAUGCAUAGUACAUAAAGACAGUACUUGGAGUUAGUUAGAUCUCAGAUAAAUGAAACAUUGUUGUCUUUAACAAAAGACAGUACAAGUUUUGGCCAUCAGUCCUUCCUCUGUGCUGCAGAAGUCAAAGGUGUUUGCUCCAUGGUUGGGGAGAGCAGGAUGCAGUUCUGCUGACCCUGUCAGUAGAGUGCCACAGAAUGACAAACUGGAAGUCUUUUCCUGAGACCUUUUUCCUUAUCUGAUUACAAGGUUUGAACGUGGUGCAAAAAAUCAUCUCUGUGUAUGGAAAAGUAUUGCGAGCAGCUGAUAUUUGUCAUUGUUUACUUUUUUUUUUGAAGUUGGAAUGUAGGGCUUCUGUAAUCGGAAAAUAUUGCCAUGCUGUGGCCUAGUGAAUUAAUUGGUUUUGAUCACUGUGAGAAUUCCAGAACUUGUUGCUGUUGUUUUUUGUUUGGUUGGUUGGUUGUUUUGUAAAGCUGGAGCAUUACAAAUACUCCCCUUUGUCCUAGUGCACUUAAGUUCUUCAUACAGCUGGAAAUACUCGUGCCUUCACUGGAACUGGAUGCAAGAUUAAUUAAUAAUGUCUUAGCUUCUAGAAACAGCAGUUUAGUACAUUCUGAAAGGGAAUGAGAAGAAGUUCAGUUACCGUUUUUGUUUGGUCCAUCACUAAGAAAAGAAAAUUAACAGCCUCUAAAGAGUGUAACUGUUACAUUUUUUUUUUUUCCAAGUGAUAUGUUCCAGAAGUACUAAUGACUGUUUUUGAAGCAUCGCUGUGCUCUUAUCAAGCUGUCGGGCUGGGUGGGAGUUGCCUAGACAUGUGUGGUACACCAGCACAACUGUCUGAGAAUUUGGAGGUGUUUAUGGACACCUAGGAGAUGUGAUUAAAAGCUGACUCUGUACUCAAACUUUGAGGUUUGUCCUGAUCAGUAUCAGUAGGAAUUCCUAUACUGAGUAAUGGAAGAACGACAUAACUUUAUUUUAAAGAACUAACACUUUGCAGGGUAGCAAUGUGAACAUGUUCAAACAAGCUCUCGAAUUGUUUGUUGAUACGUGCAGGAGCCAGAUCUUUUCAAAGAGAAUCGGAUGUUCCUGAUGUGUUCCUAAUUCUACUUGUUGAUUGAUACAAAAUUGUUUAACACAAAUAUUUUUGUAAGUUCACAAACAAGCAUUAAACGUGUAGUAACAAAGAUAAAAGAUGGUCUGUUUUUUGUUUUAAGCCUACUGCAUGCAAGUCUGUCUCGUAAACACUGCAAUGAGUAAAGUUAAGGACUAAACUAUGCCUAAACUUCUUUCCUUAUUAAAGUAGGAUGAGGUUCAGAGGGUUGCAGUGGUUCUGUCAGAAAGCGGUAACAUUGCUGAGGGAUAUAAGGAAUAUUUGUUACAAUUACAGCUAGACAAGUGCUACAUUGAUUGCAUGCAAGUGGGUUUCUUUCCUUAUGUGUAUUUAGGACACAAACACGCAGUUUUCCUUUUCAACGUUUGCCCAGAACAGGGUAAGAGGAAGGAAAGUGGAGGGAAGAAAGGGUAUUACACAGUAAACAAAGCCAAAGGAGGGAAUAAUAAGGGAAUCUCCUGGCGGCGGCUCUAUGUCUUUAGUGUGGCACUUUUUUUUUCUUUUCCUGCAUUAUUUUCAAACACAUCAGUCCCCUUGGUAUUUUGUUUACAAAUGAAUAAAGGCUCACAGAAAGAAUAUAUAAAUGGCUCCAGUCAUUUCUGUGUACUACUGGUGUAUAUAUUUAGCUGCAGGUCAUGGCCGAUGGAAAAACUGCGUCUAUGUUACUUUGUUUCUGCUUCCAGUGAAUUGUGCUGCCAUUCUUUAACCAUGUUUCAGAGGUAGGUUCACAGUCAACAAGGUUAUUUACCAUCCCCUCCCCCCUCUUAUUAUUUUUUUCACUUUUCUAUUUUCAGGUUUUUUCACUGUAUCAGUUACCCUAGCUUUGACCCACUAAAAAUAAAAGUAAAGAGAGACGCUUUGUGGAGAGAAAUAACUGUUUCUUCUUCCUGCUUGCUCUCUUCCUUAUCAUCUGAGUGCUUUAUUACCCUCUUACUGUGAGUACAACGAGAGAGCAGCUCCCAGCCCUUUGCAGAACGGUUAUUCUGCUUAGCCUUUGCAGGUACCAGAACAUCAUAAAGUUGCCUGAGUCAUUUAAUGCUACCCGCAGAAAAAAUGCCCCAUCUUUUGAGAAGUAUUGCAGCAGCUGAGGGACUUAAAAUUCAACAGCCUCUAUCCUAUCCAGUACUCUGUGGUUAACUUUUUUUCUUCCAUAGUGGCACUAAUUUCACAAAUAUCAUAUGACUCUUGGUGGGGCUGCUAGCUUAAUGGACGUUCACUUGGUUUAGGAAUUUGGGUCUAUGCAGGUCAGCACAUGAUGUUCGAAGUGCCUACAGGUGGAGUUAGCGUUCCUGCUAUGUUGCUUCAUUCCUCCCUUCCUAAUGCCUGUAGGAGACUCAGUCACCUCAUAAACAACUGAAUUUGUUUGUCACAGUGGACUUGUCCAAAUGUUUGCUUCUACCACACAGCACUGUCGAUACAUACUCAUACACUUUUUCUCAUAGUACUGGAGUUGUCCAUGGAGUGGGACGAUGCUUGGCACUUGGUAUGCCCUUGAUUCUUUCUGUGUUUCCUCUUCUCUGCCCCAGUUUUCUCCAGUGAUGGAUUACAUUUCAUCCACUUUAACUGCGAUAAUCAUUUCUGUCCAUUAUGUGUAGCUGCCAGCUUCCAAAUACUCCGUUAGUGUUUACAUUAUGAAAUGUCCUUAUGUUGAUAAGUUGGAUGUUCAUUUCAAUUUUGUAUUUCACAUACUUAGCUUUAGAACAGUAAGUUUAACAUGUAAAACAAAGGGAGAAUUCUAUUGCUUGAUGUAAUGCAUGUCUGUGUUAUACGGUGCUUUUUUUAAGAUGAAUUUGUCAUAGCAUUGGUCACAAGGUGGCACUGCUUCCUGCAGUCUUGCUAGACAGUAAUCCUUUGGGAGCGUACCUGACAAGGGUGUAAGGACUUCUUGUUCUCUUCUCUGCUUAUAACUGUACCUACAUAUCCAUUUUAUGGUAACUUCCAUGCUACUUUUUACAUUUUAUGGAAAUACUGUCACUUUUGUGUUAAUUAAAAAACAAAAAGAAAGCCAGAAAGACUUCCAGCAACUCAAAGAAAACUCUUGCUUCUUAAUAAUAACAGAAUUACAUACCAUACAUUCUGUAUUUGCAGAAGCUCAGGACAGUAAUUUUUAACUAUGCUAGCACUUCUACAUUAUGACUUGCUCUUGAAUUAGUAUCAUGUUAUGUUUUUACUGGGAUCUAUUACAGUUUCUUUUUUUUCCUGUAUAUACGUGUCUCAGAUUUUUCUAGAUCAAUAUCUUGUUCAUAGAAUAAACACUGGCAUUUCUCUGCUCAAAAUUUUCAUGCAUUUUAACCACCCUAA